Molecule: messenger RNA, 3442 nt
Organism: Salvelinus fontinalis (brook trout)
Lineage: Eukaryota; Metazoa; Chordata; Actinopteri; Salmoniformes; Salmonidae
Product: beta,beta-carotene 15,15'-dioxygenase-like
Exons: 11
Biological process (GO): carotene catabolic process; retinal metabolic process
Molecular function (GO): beta-carotene 15,15'-dioxygenase activity; carotenoid dioxygenase activity
Source: RefSeq, a predicted model, not a curated record
CUAGUAGCCUACGUGAGACAGUUAUGUAAUGCAUUUGGAAUUUUACCCCUAGACUAUUGUUCUCAAAGAUAUAGAUGGACCCGUCAUAAUCUAGUCUGAUAUAACCUAUUCUAGUUGAUAAGGGACCACUGUACCACAUAACAGCCGAUAGCCUUAAUAGCUGAUGCUAUGUCUCAAUUCCUCAUCGGCAAGAACGGGACUGAAUCACCCGAACCUGUCAAAGCAGAAGUAACAGGAUGUGUCCCUGAGUGGCUACAAGGGACAUUGCUGCGCAAUGGGCCUGGUCUUUUUAAAGUGGGAGACACUGAAUACAACCACUGGUUUGAUGGCAUGGCCUUAAUUCAUAGUUUCACCUUCAAAGAUGGUGAGGUGUACUACAGGAGUAAAUUCCUGAGGAGUGACACCUUCAAGAAAAACACUCAGGCAAACAAGAUUGUUGUGUCAGAAUUUGGGACCAUGAUCUAUCCCGAUCCCUGCAAAAACAUAUUUUCAAAAGCCUUCUCCUACCUUCUCGCUGCCAUCCCUGACUUCACAGAUAACAACCUGAUAAACAUCAUUAGAUAUGGGGAAGACUACUAUGCCUCAUCAGAAGUCAACUACAUGAAUCAAAUUGACCCAAUGACCCUGGACGUAAUUGGAAAGAUGAACUACAGGAAUCACAUAGCUCUGAACAUGGCGACUGCACACCCUCACUACGACGAUGAGGGAAACACCUAUAACAUGGGAACUGCCCUCAUGAGGUUUGGCAUGCCCAACUAUGUCAUCUUCAAGGUUCCAGUAAAUGCAUCAGAUAAGGAGCAUAAGAAGCCUGCCCUGCGGAAGGUGAAGCAGGUCUGCAAUAUACCGUUUCGCUCUACCCUCUUCCCCAGCUACUUCCACAGCUUCGGCAUGACAGAGAAUUACAUAAUCUUUGUCGAGCAGCCAUUCAAACUGGACAUCCUCAGACUGGCCACAGCUAUAUUUAGACGCGUCAACUGGGCCAGCUGCCUCAAAUACGACAAAGAGGACAUUACGCUGAUCCACCUGAUCGACAAGAAGACUGGGAAGGCUGUGUCCACCAAGUUCUACACAGAUGCCCUGGUGGUUUUCCACCAUAUCAACGCCUACGAGGACGACGGCCAUGUAGUGUUUGACAUGAUCACCUAUAAAGACAGCAAUCUGUAUGAAAUGUUCUACUUAGCAAACCUGAGAAAGGAAACACAUGAAUUCAUUGAGAGCAACAAGGUCAACUUCUCCCCACCAAUCUGCCAGAGAUUCGUCUUGCCUCUCACUGUUGACAAGGAUACUCCAAAUGGAACAAAUUAGGUGAGGCUCAAAGACACAACAGCCAAAGCAGUGAUGCAGAGAGAUGGCUCGCUGUAUUGCCUGCCUGACACAAUAUUUGAAGGUUUGGAGUUGCCAGGGGUGAACUACAAAUUCAAUGGCAAGAAGUAUCGUUAUUUCUAUGGCUCAAGAGUGAAGUGGACUCCACAUCCAAAUAAGAUUGGGAAGGUGGACAUCGUUACCAGAAAGUACAUUGAGUGGACAGAGGAGGACUGCUACCCCUCUGAGCCUGUGUUUGUUGCCUCACCAGGAGCUGUGGAGGAGGAUGACGGAGUCAUUUUGUCCUCAGUCGUCUCAAUCAAUCCAAAGAAAUCCCCCUUCAUGAUUGUCCUUAAUGCCAAAACCUUUGAGGAAAUUGCUCGUGCCUCAAUCGACGCCAGCAUUCACAUGGAUCUGCAUGGACACUUCAUUCCCACACAGAGCACCAACUGACAUAGCCAGCAGAGGUCAGGGUUGUACCUUAACAUUGUAGAGGGCAAAGUAUUGUUCCCAACCAUGUAAAGUAGAUGUCCGUGCCCCCAUGGAAAUUCAAUGAGCAUAAUUAGCAUAAUAAACUAAAAUUCCCAUCAAAAUCCUUCUGUUUAAAGUAGAGAUAUCUGUUUUGCGUGGGCUGCGUCUCAAUCCACCACAUCCGCCGAUGACGCAUCUGCGGUAGGUGGCAGAGCUACAAGAUCAUGUCUAGAUGGGAUAUAGAUUUUGUCAAAUAGACAUCUAAGGUUUUGGGGAUUGUAUCUAACACUAACCCCUCUCCUAACCUUAACCUAAUUCUCCUAACCUGCUACUUUAAUUAUCCUCACCUACUGUGUAAGUUCUAAAUCUGAUACGAAAAUUAAAUCAGUUUUUCCAUGUAUGAAUCUGUUAUUCAAUGUGUUUGUAAUGGCUAAUAUCAGUAAGACCAAAUUCAAUGUUUUAUCAAAUAUUUGUUGUAAAAAAAAAUAGUAUAACUACAUGGUUCUAAAAUUCUAAAUCAAAUAGCUAAAUGAUCCUUGGUAUGACCAUCUUGAAACAAUUCCAUACAGCUUAGUAGCUUUCUAACCCCCCCCCUUAAAAGAUUUAGAUGCACUAUUGUAAAGUGGUUGUUCCACUGGAUAUCAUAAGGUGAAUGCACCAAUUUGUAAGUCGCUCUGGAUAAGAGCGUCUGCUAAAUGACUUAAAUGUAACUGUAAAUGUAGAAAACUAGCCCCGGGCCCUUCGAUUACUAGGCUACCUCUCCAAUCGUAUUUGCUCAAAUGUUGUAGAAUUUAUGUUUACAGAACAUCUACCACAAAGUGUUUUAAAUCCUAUUUUUAGACAGAGAACGAUGUAACCUCUAUUUUUGUAAAUCAGGAUGUAUACAAUUUAGUUUUGUAUUUAAAUAGGGUUUAUAAUAAUGUUUUAUUAAUACUAUUAAUAAUAAUGUAUUCAUUCCGUCUAUCCUGGUCACUAUUGUAAAUUAUAUUGUUUUUCUGUACAACAGGUAAUUAAGGAAAACAAUAGUGUGCUUCAAAUCAGUUAUGGCAUUAUUAUUGCUGUGGCAUUGCUAUCACCAUUACUUCUCUCAAAAGUGAGCACUUUUUGCGCACAUAAUUACCUCAUUCAACAUUAUGAUUUAUUACCAUGAGUCACUACAAUGUACUUACAUUAGGUUUGUAAAUAUAUAUUUGAAUAUUCAUUAGAAUACUAUGUUUAUUAAAUAUGUCAUACUUUUAUUUAAUUCACUCAUAAAAACCAUGUAUACUUUUAUUUAGUACAUUCUAGAGGAAGACUGAAACAAGACAUUAAUGCUCUAAAGUUAGAAUGAAAUUUGACAAUUUGCUGUGCAUUAAAUGCCAGUUAUUGAUUGUUGUUAAUGUUUUGUUUUAAUAGUGUGUUUGCCUGAGUUUGAUUCUGAAAUCAUUCUGUGACUUUGCUUAAAAUGGAUCCCCUGAUGUCUGUGUAAAUGUGCAAUUGAACUAUUUGUCUUAAAGUCUGGCCAUGUCAUCACCUUUUAAUUAAUUACUUCUAAAAUGAGCAUAUUGCUUACAACAUCAGUAAUACAAAUUGCUAUUUCUUUAUGUGUAGUAUAGUCCAACAACAACAUGGCUGUGCCAGUAAAGUACAUUUUUGCUUGCUAACAAAUAAAAACUAGAGGGAAAAAACA